GCUCAAGGGCCUUGCGCUUACCGGCGCCUCCGUUUCGAGCUUUCGGAUGGACGAGCACCCGGCGCGGAAGCACAAGCUGCGGCACGGGCCGCUGAGCUACGAGAUCUUCCGCAAGGUGGACUCCUUGCAGCUGCACGCGCCCUAUGACCUCAAGGAGAAGGAGCUGAACGAGGCGAGGAGCCAGAGCCACUCCUUCGGUCUGCGCGAGGAGCGCCUGGCCAAACGGCUCCGGCAGUUCCUCAACGUCUUGGUGGGGGUCUCGGUGGGCCUCACCGCGGCGCUGGUGCGCUAUGGCUGCGAGAAGCUGGGGGACGCGCGGCAGGGCCUGCUGCUGCGUUUGGUGGCCCAUGAGCCCGGCUGGAGCAUGGGCUUCCUGCGGGCCUUGCUGGUGACCUCCGGCAUCACCGCGGCCUGCGCGGUGCUGGCCACGGUGGCGGUGGCCUUGGUGCCGGCCUCCUCGGGUUCGGGGAUCCCCGGCGUCCUGGCCUUCCUGAACGGGGUGGACCUGCGCUCCGCGCUGCGGGGCCCCGUGCUGGCGGCCAAGGCCCUGGGCACGGUGCUGGCGGUGGGCGGAGGCUUGGCACUGGGCCCAGAGGGGCCCAUGGUGCACAUCGGCGCCAUUGUGGGCAUGCUAGUGUGCCGGCGCUGCCUGGCCCCCACGCUGCAGAAGAUGGGGCCUUUGAGCCGGCAGCUGGAGAAGGAGCUGUCGCGGCAGCCGCUGCGGUACCACGUGCAGGCGGCGGUGAUGGGCGGCGGCGCGGGCAUCGCGGCGGCCUUCAACGCGCCGCUGGCGGGCACCGUCUUCGUGGUGGAGGAGGCGGCCUCCUUCUUCUCCAAGCGCCUGCUGCUGCACUCCUUCGUAAGCUGCGCCUUUGCGGUGCUCACCUCCAACCUGGUGGCGAAGCUGCUGAAUUUACCGGCAGAGUCCAUCUACGCGCGCACGGACGCGUGCUUGGGCACCAAGAGCUGGGCGGACACGGGCAACCUGCACGUGGCCUUCCACAUCACUGUGGUGGGGGUCCUUUGCGGGCUGCUGGCCAUCCUCUUCAACCGCCUUGUGGUGGCCGUGGCCACCUACUGGGCCGAGGAGGCCGCGAGGAUCGGACGUACCUGGAACCUCUUCGCCCGGCGCUUUGGGUUCUCUCUCUUCAUCGGCGCCCUCUGUGGGGCCUUCGUCCUGUGCCUCCCGCAGUCGGGGCCUUGCCUGGAGAGCAGCCUGCAGAACGCCUUCUCCGGGAGUAGCGGGUGCAUCUCGGAGGCGUGGCUGCACCAGUUGGUGGCCGGGUCGCGGUCGGUGACCUCCACCACGCUGCCGGUGGAGCUGCGGGGGGAGGGCCCGCGCACCAUGAGCUUUGAGCCCCACCCGGGCCUCUUCGGGGCCCAGUACGACCCGGUGCGCUGCCCCGUGGCGGUCAGCAUGUUGGACCACUGCCGCGUGCCGAACAUCCAGCUCUACUUCCCCCAAGGCUCACAACUGCGCUCCACGGACUACUGCUGCGGCUUCGAGGACUACGACGCCCUGCUGCGGGGGGAGUUCUACAACACCUCCACGCCCAAGGCCCCGCUGAUCAUGGGCGAGAGCUGGCCAAGAGGAUCCUGCAGGGGCUCGGUGUGGGAUGCAAAGAACAAGGUCUUCAUGGACCACUACAGCCCCGGGGCCGCUCUGACGCUGGUCUCCCCCACCGCGGCGGUGCGGAACCUCCUGACGCGGGGAGCACCUGGAGUGCUGCCCAUGUCCACGGUGGCCUCGUUCUUGGUUUGCUUCUUCCUGCUGGCCGCCUGCUGCUCUACCGCCUGGAUCCCCGGGGGCCUGCUAGUGCCCAUGAUGUGCAUCGGCGCAGCGGCCGGCCGCCUCUACGGCAUGGUCUGGCACGCCAUCUUGGGGGGCGCCUCUCCCCUGACGGCGGUCCCCUGGAUCCCGGAGCUGCGGCCCUUGCUCCUGCUGCUGUAUCCCAAGGACACCGCGGCGGUGCCGGUGGACCCGGGCAUCUUGGCCUUCGCGGGCUGCGCGGCCUUCCUCAGCGGCAGCGGCUCCCUGGUGAUGUUCGUGCUGGUGCUCUUGCUGGAGGUGGCUCAGGAGCCGUUCCUCAUCCCCGUGGUCUUGAUCUCCAUCCUGGCCGCGCGCGCGGUGGCCUCCCUGCUGGGGGUGCACGGCCUCUACCACGAGCUGAUGAACGUCCAAAGCUUGCCCUUCCUGUCCGAGACCCCGCACUGGCGACAGGGCCACUAUGUGGUCGCGGACCUCCUUCGAGAGGAUGCCCGCAUGCAGCGGGAGCUGCCGCCCGCCACCUUCGUGGGGGAGAACAUGGCCACCUUCCGGCGCGAGGACGGCACGGCCAACGCCGAGUUUCCGCAGCUCAUCCUCCUGUCUCGCCACGCCAACGACGCGGAGGUCACCGACGCCCUGGAGCGGCGCCUCCCGGGCGAUGAGACGCAGGUCCACGGCUUCCCCGUGGUGGACCAAAACGGUCAGCUCUCUGGGCUGGCCACCCGCGACGCGCUGGUGGGGCUGCUGAAGCUCCGGGCCUCGCGCCCGGCGGGGUCCCGCAGCUUCAGCCAGGCGCUGGCGCCCAGCAUCCCCGGGGAGAACGUGGAGGACGUCAUGGACUCUGCGCCCUUUGUAGUGCAAGCCUCCACUCCCGUGAACCACGCCCACAUGCUCUUCGCCCGCUGCGGCUUGAGGCACGUGGUGGUGGUGGACACGAGCCACCGGCCCAUCGGGGUGCUGACGCGGAAGAGCUUGAUGCCCUGGCGCACCCCCUGGCUGGAUGAGGACAACCUCCACCACGACACUUUCCUGGAGCAGCGCGCGGCUCACUCGCCGACGGCCUCGCCCAUCGUGUCUCGGGGCAACUCCCCGCCCAGCACGCCACCCAUCUCCAGGCAGGGCUCCUACCGGCGCCCGACCCUGGAGCGGCAGAGCUCCCUGCGCAGCGCAGGCGGCGGCAACAGCGGCCACAGUGGCCACAGCGGCCAAAGCGUGAGCGAUCGAGUGCGGAGCGUCUCCGGUAUAUCGGGGGAGGAGAGAGAGGUCCAGCUGCUGAGCCCCUUGGCAGAGUCCAUGCGGCUCACGACCAUGAGCGGCAACGCGCUGAGCCAAGCAGAUGAGGCCGAAGCCGAAGCGCAGAUGGUGAUGCACGGCGCAGAGGGCGCCGAGACCGGCGAGACCGGCGAGCGAUGAGCCGCUCGAGCGCUCCUGGCCGGCGAGCGAUGAGCGCGGUUUGCUGAGGUUGGCCCCGCCAGGUUAUCUCGCUGCAGUGCUACUGUG
Molecule: messenger RNA, 3268 nt
Organism: Effrenium voratum
Lineage: Eukaryota; Dinophyceae; Suessiales; Symbiodiniaceae
Source: the annotation of a GenBank genome assembly